Molecule: messenger RNA, 2829 nt
Organism: Sitophilus oryzae (rice weevil)
Lineage: Eukaryota; Metazoa; Arthropoda; Insecta; Coleoptera; Curculionidae
Product: V-type proton ATPase 116 kDa subunit a-like
Exons: 15
Coding region: 180-2753 (857 amino acids)
Biological process (GO): proton transmembrane transport; vacuolar acidification
Cellular component (GO): plasma membrane; vacuolar proton-transporting V-type ATPase, V0 domain; vacuolar proton-transporting V-type ATPase complex
Molecular function (GO): proton-transporting ATPase activity, rotational mechanism; ATPase binding
Source: RefSeq, a predicted model, not a curated record
UGAAAACCCUUAGAAAUAAUUGUUUUACUUGUUUUAUCAGUCUUACUAACAUUUAAGUGUUUUGAUAAAGAAUGUCAUAUGAUGCCGUGAUUGAGGUGUAGAGUAAUAUGCUUAAAAGACAGUGUGUGCAUUAGUGUUUGUGUUUCGCAUAAGAUAAGGCCGCCAAACAACCAAUCAAAAUGGGGGCCAUGUUUAGAAGUGAGGAGAUGGUCUUGACGCAGCUUUUCGUCCAGCCAGAAGCUGCGUAUCACGUCGUAUCUGAAUUGGGUGAAGUUGGAUGCGUACAAUUCAGAGACUUGAAUGAAGAUGUGAACUUAUUCCAACGUGAGUACGCCAGGGAUAUCAGAAGAUGUGAAGAAAUGGAACGUCAAAUACGUUACAUAGAUGAGCACAUCCAGAAGAGUGAUGUUAGAGUGCCGAACAUUUCUAAUAUACCCAAAGCACCAUUGCCAAAACAAAUUACAGAUUUAGAGGUGCAUUUACAUAAAAUAGAACAAGACUUGCGUGAACUUACCAAAGGAGAAAUAACCCUUAGGGAACAACUAACAGAGUGCAUUCAGACCAAAAACGUGUUAAACAAGGCUCAGAAGAUAUUCCAGAACAAAGAAGAGAUUUUAAAUGAAUUUUCGAUUGAAGAAAGAAAGGUUGCCUCUCAAUUAGGUUACAUUUCUGGAGUUAUUCCAAAAGAAAAACUGUUUUCUUUUGAAAGAAUGUUGUUCAGAGUAGGAAGAGGAAAUAUAUUUUUGGGUUACGAUGAUAUAGAGGAGCUAAUUAAAGAUCCUGUUACUGGUGUCGAACAGAAAAAAUGUGUCUUUAUUGCGUUCUACCAAGGGGACAAGCUUGAAGAGAAAAUUCAGAAAAUAGUGCAUGCUUUUCACGCCAAAAGGGUAAACUACCCCAGUUCACCAAAAGAACGAAGCGAAUUCAAUCAAUCAGUGUCAGUCGAGUUGGAAGAUAUCAAAAAAGUUCUUGCUCAGAGUGAAGAUCAUAUCCGACGUAUAUUAGCUAGUGUAGCUAAAGAUUUACCUAACUGGACAGUGAUGGUGACAAAAAUGAAAGCUAUUUAUCACACGUUGAACUAUUUUUCUGUUGAUGUGAGCCGAAAAUGUUUAAUAGCUGAAGCAUGGAUACCAACUGGAGAUAUGGAAAACGUGCGAAAAGCUCUAGAAAACGGAACGAAAAUCUGCCAAAGUCCUGUCCAGUCUUUCCUGAACAUCUUACAAACUAAUGAAGUGCCUCCAACCUUCAACAGAACAAAUAAGUUUACCAGAGGAUUCCAAAAUCUAAUAUCAGCUUACGGUUUUGCCAACUACAGGGAACUAAAUCCAGCUUUGUAUACAAUUGUGACGUUUCCAUUCUUAUUCGCUGUGAUGUUCGGUGAUUUGGGACAUGCGAUAAUCAUGACUCUAUUUGGUGCGUGGCUGGUGAUAGCUGAGAAGAAGAUAGCUGCUCAAAAGAAGGGAGAAAUAUUUUCCAUUUUCUUUGGUGGCAGAUACAUCAUUCUUCUCAUGGGAAUCUUCUCAAUGUACACCGGCAUAAUCUACAACGAUAUUUUCUCAAAAUCGAUGAACGUGUUUGGCUCAAAAUGGCAGAUAGCUGAAUCCGGCCUCCCAGCGAACUUUACACAGUAUACCGAUACAGAUGACACAACUUAUGUAGAUUUAGUUCCAAGAUUGAACUACAAACGCGACCCAUACUUCCUAGGGAUGGACCCAGCUUGGCAAACUGCAACCAACAAAAUUAUAUUCCUCAACUCGUUGAAAAUGAAGCUGUCCAUUGUAUUUGGCGUCAUCCACAUGUUGUUUGGUAUCAUCCUCAAUACGGUCAAUCACAUUCAUUUCAAGAAAACACACGCUUUGUUCCUUGAAUUCCUACCUAAACUGCUAUUCUUCCUGUUUCUUUUCGUCUACCUGGCAGUUAUGAUCUUUAUGAAGUGGAUCAUGUAUUCGGGUGUCUACGAUAGUGAUCAACCCAUAGCUCCAGAUCCAGAGCCUGAAGGUGUCAAUACUCGUCUAGGAUCGAACUGCGCGCCCUCUGUAUUAAUUUACUUUAUCGGAAUGAUGUUAUACAAGACAACGAACGCUACAGCACCAUGCGAAGCCUACAUGUAUCCUGGUCAGGAAACCACACAAAAAGGACUUUUGUUUGCAGCUUUACUGUGUAUUCCAGUGCUCUUACUGGGAACACCCAUUUACAAUAUCUUCAAGAAAAAAAGCAAGAAGCCUGAACGGCUGAGUCAAGCACAUCCCCAUAAUAAUCACAAUAACCAUGCUGAACCAAGCCGUGCCAGUCGUGCCAGCCAAGGUAACAUUCACGCGGAAACUUUACAACCAAUUCCAGAAAAUUCAGAGCUGGUAACUCAUGAAGAACCUUUCAGUGAGAUCAUGGUACAUCAGGCCAUCGAAACAAUAGAAUUCACGUUGAGUACCGUGUCCCACACUGCUUCAUAUCUCCGUUUGUGGGCUCUAUCACUUGCUCAUUCACAACUGUCAGACGUACUAUGGUCUAUGGUCUUCCAAAAAGGUCUAAAAAGAGAUAUGGGCUAUGCAGGUUCUGCCUUAAUAUUCGCCUUCUUCAUACCAUGGGCAGGUUGUACCGUUGGUAUUCUGGUACUCAUGGAGGGAUUGUCUGCCUUCCUCCACACACUACGUCUGCACUGGGUGGAAUUUAUGAACAAGUUUUACAAAGGAGAAGGGUACAACUUCACCCCGUUCAGUUUCAAACUCAUUUUGGACGAGGAUGAACAAGAUUAGAUGUUGUACUUAAAUUUAUAAGAUAUUAAUAAAUUAUUAUUUGUCUUUAAUUAAAUACAGUAUACCAAAACUUAUA